AUGAAUGAAAGUCAUGAAUUAACUCGUAUGAUUCGUACAACUAUUGAUUCGAAUAAUUGUCAAUUACAAUCAAGUAAUUUAACUGUAUUGUGUUUAUGUAUUGUAUUAAUUAUAUUAACAUGGUUAACUAAUUGUAUUCUACUUGGUGGGAUAUUACAAACAAAAGGAAAUGGUAAACGUGUAUCUAUAGUUUAUUAUUUUAUUGGAUCACAAGCAAUAGCUUCUUUAUUACAUGUAACAAUAAGUUUUCCACCAGCAAUUGUGAAUACGCUAUUUGACAAGUAA
This is a messenger RNA of Schistosoma spindalis, 285 nucleotides long. The record is from the annotation of a GenBank genome assembly. Lineage: Eukaryota; Metazoa; Platyhelminthes; Trematoda; Strigeidida; Schistosomatidae.